Messenger RNA from Mytilus trossulus (common blue mussel), 662 nucleotides. RefSeq lists its product as uncharacterized. The transcript is spliced from 4 exons. The record is from RefSeq and is a predicted model, not a curated record. The coding region runs from base 34 to 573 and encodes 179 amino acids. NCBI's taxonomy places the organism in Eukaryota, Metazoa, Mollusca, Bivalvia, Mytilida, Mytilidae.
UUGAAAUUGUAGUCUCUGCAUAACACUUGCAAAAUGGCGCUAGAACUAUUCCGAAUAUCUCUUUUAGUCUUACUUUAUUUUAUUACUGGUUGUUCGUGUGGAGAUUUCUGUUAUUACUACAGCUAUGCAUCCAGUAGUACAACGUUUUACUAUUGUGGUACUGGUUGCUGUGGCUAUUACUACAGUCGAGAAUGUUGCAGCAAUAUUGGAACAAUAGCCGGGUCCAUUGUUGGAGGAGUGGUGGUCGUUGCUAUAGUUAUCGGAAUAAUAAUUUGUUGUGUCAUUACUCAUAAACAUCAACAAAAAAGAAUAAAACAGAGACAACAACGACAAGGAAUAGUAACUAUUGUGCACACCGGUGGAAUGCAACAUCACGGUGGGAUGCCAUAUGCACACCCGCCACCUGACUACUCUCCUUUCGGUCCUGCAGCCGGUGGACCGAUGGGUGGGAACCCGGCAUACCCACCUCCGUCAACAUAUGGACAACCACACGGAAUGCCCAUGACAACAGGAGGACAGGCAACAGGAGGAAUGAUGACCACAUCACACAUGGAUCCACCACCUUAUAAAUAGACAAUAUUGAAGAUGUCGUUUGCCCUGCUACAUGUCACAGUGCAAAGACUAAAAUAUUUCACUUUUAUACGGUUCUCCGAACAAUUUUG